AUGAUGAGCAAGUAGAGCAUGUUCUGGCGUAGGCUCGAAUUAUGAGAAUAGUCAGCAGCCAGGCUUGAGACAAUAAGUAGCGUUCGGAUUGCAGCUCAAAAAACGCCGGUUGCAACGGCGGCGGAGCGUUGCGUUAGUCAAAGUAAACUCCACGACCGACCUCGGGCGAGCUAUAUAAGCACCACCAGCCCCUCCCCCCUCUCUCGCCCUUCGUCCAACAGACCCAACCAAUCAUCCGAUAUGAAUUCUCCGGCGACUUCGAAGGCGGCGGCAAUGGCUUCGGCCCUCAUCCUUCUCUCGCAGUUUCUCCUCCUCGUCCCCUCCGCUCAAGGAGGCGUCGUAUGCGAGAAUCUGCCGCAAGAUUUGUGUGCCUUCGCUGUCUCGUCGGAGUCGAAGCGGUGCGUGCUGGAGAGCAGCCAGCGGGGGGAUGGACUGACGGAGUAUCAGUGCCGGACAUCGGAGGUGGAGGUGGAGCGGGAGAUGAAGGACUGGAUCGAGACGGACGAGUGCGUGGGGGCCUGCGGCGUCAGCCGUGGCGUCGUCGGGAUUUCCUCCGACGCCCUCCUGGAGCCCGACUUUGCCGGCAAGCUCUGCUCCGCCGCCUGCUACCAGAACUGCCCCAACAUUGUCGACCUCUACUUCAAUCUCGCCGCGGGCGAAGGUGUCUUCCUACCUGAGCUUUGCAAGGUGCAAAAGGAGAACCCCCGGCGUGUCAUGGCGGAGCUUCUCAGCUCCGGCGCAGCGCUGGGCGCUUCUUCUGCUCCUGUUCCUGCUCCUGCCCCGUACUACACUUAAUUACUACUUGUAAUUUAUUUUGGAUAUUGUUUCUCCGCUCCUCUUAGUUUCUAUGCGUACGUAUACCAUUUGGUGUUUUUAUUACA
Molecule: messenger RNA, 881 nt
Organism: Zingiber officinale
Lineage: Eukaryota; Viridiplantae; Streptophyta; Magnoliopsida; Zingiberales; Zingiberaceae
Exons: 3
Coding region: 241-795 (184 amino acids)
Source: RefSeq, a predicted model, not a curated record